This is a messenger RNA of Aphis gossypii (cotton aphid), 2191 nucleotides long. RefSeq lists its product as uncharacterized. The transcript has 4 exons. The record is from RefSeq and is a predicted model, not a curated record. Lineage: Eukaryota; Metazoa; Arthropoda; Insecta; Hemiptera; Aphididae. The coding region runs from base 551 to 1972 and encodes 473 amino acids.
AAAGUUCUUAUUUUAUCUUAAUGAAUGCAUAUUAUUAUUUGUUAUAAUUAUUAUGAUUAAUUUUAUUUAUGUACGAUAAUAUUUAUAAUUCGGCAUUUUUCGAUGAUUUAAUUACAGAUUAGAUUUCAUAUAAUCUGUGAUUUAAUCGGCAAUGGUCUAAAAAUAGGUAGCGUCUUGUUUACCGAAUUUACUCUUCCACCCGACGGUCGUAGUUUGUAGUUUUGUAUUAUUGACUACCUAUUGUAUUUUUAAUUUUGUACUCGAUAAUUCGUUGAAAUUUCGUCCAGACGUUUAGACCGUUUAGUGUUCUGUCUUCUGUGUUCAGUCGUUACAACUCAUUGAUGGCAUAGUGUUGUUCGAUCGUCGAAUUACGACGAUUCGUCGAUGGUUCACUGUUGUCGUCAAUUUUUGUCAUGAAUAACUACGUAUUAACUAAUAUCCGCACAUUUUUUGCCAAAUGAAACUGUUUAGCUAUAUCAAUAGCUUAAAAACCCACAUUACCGGACUUACUGUCUAGCAUUGAACUCGCCGUCUAUCAACUUCGACCACCAUGGAAACAGUCCGCGAAGAAGCUCCUAAACGGACGUUGGGUGAAGCCGACGACGACGGUAACGGUACGAAAAGACUGAAAACCGACCCUGAAACUUAUCAGUUCUUGUCAACGGUAGAAAAUAUAAAAACUGUGAAUGACCCGAAAAAGUGGAAUAUACUGCCUUCGAUUGUGUACGAUUUGCUCGCGCUAUUGAAGAAAACGGAAAAACCUAAAUCUGUCGAGGAAAAACGAGAUAAACUUGAUACUGAUUUUAAAGAAGUUUCAUCAAAUCAAAAUUGCCAAGAAAAACUUUUAAAUAAUGCUUCCAAACAUGAUAAUUUGAAAGAGGAAGAUAAAUGCCAUAAAAUUAGUAUCGAAGAUUCCAAUUUAAAAGUUCCAAAUAUUACAAAAGUUUCCAUCCAAAAUACAAAUAAAUUAGACUUGUCAUCAGAAUAUAUAACAGAAAAUGUUCCAAAAAAAUCAAAAGCUUCACCUGUUCAACUGGUUGUAGAGAAUACUGCUGUUCACAAGGCUGAAGAAAUAAAAGAUGAAUCAAAUAGAAAAACUAUUGUUGUCAAAGAGCUGCAUACAUCUACAGACAAUGCUUAUAAUUUAUCUGUGUCUACAAACAAUUUUCCUUGUACAGAUCCAUUCACAAAUGAUAUUUCUAAAGCGGUUAUGUCUACAGAGAGUGUUUCUAAUGUAGCUACAUCUACUUAUAAUGUUUAUAAUACUCCCUUUCUUGCAGCAUCUGGAACUAAUAUUUCUAAUACUUUGAAUACAUUUACAAAUAGUAUUUAUAAUACGGCCAUACAUUCAUCUAAAAGUAGCAAUACAAUAAUUGUACCUGAGAAUAGCACUCAACAAGUUAUUUCUAUAACAAAAAAAAAUUUUAGAGAGCAAAUGUUUGAGAUUUUAAACGAAAAAUGUUUCAACAAUAUUUCAAAAAUACUUUUAACUAAACCAUCUUUAUGUACUUGUAAGGGUUGUACAUUUGUGACUAGCUUACCGAUAAAACAAUCAGCAGCAUAUAGUCUUUUAUUCACAUCAAACGAUUUGGAAUCUUCAAAUGUACCAGAUGCUGGUAGUUCUAUUUCUCCUAAAAAUGACUGUAAUUCGAACCAAUCAAAUACACCAUGUAGAUAUCAAAAAACACUUACUUAUGAAGACUCUCCUAAAAAUAUUUGGAUUAAUCAUUUAACUUCUUUGAUUAAUAAAAAAGAUAGUUCCUCCCAAAAUUGUCAUCAUACGACUAAUAAAAUUGAUGUUUCAAAAAAAUUGAACUCCGUACAAAAUGUUAUUAAUAAAGUGCAUAAAAUCACUCGACAUAUUUCAUCGAAUCUUCCAUUUUGUAGCAAAUGUAAAGGACCAAAAUUGAAUAAAUAUAAUAGUUGUAAAUGUAGUCGAUCUUUAAACAGAUGUUAUAAAAAAGAUAAAUAAUUACGUAUACCCUAUGAAUCUAUAUAUAUAUGUAAAAAAUCUAUGUAUGCGUUUUAAUAUUUUCCUGUUUAUUUUUUUGUUAUUUAUUUGACCUCAUCAAAUGGUUGUUAUUAUUUGUCUAAGCCAUUAUGUAUUAAAAAAAAAGUUUCAACGUAUUAUUUUUACUUUAGUUGGAAUACAUUUAUUUUUUAACGAAUAAAUUAUUAUUAUUUGUGUUCA